This is a messenger RNA of Lathyrus sativus (Indian pea), 465 nucleotides long. Lineage: Eukaryota; Viridiplantae; Streptophyta; Magnoliopsida; Fabales; Fabaceae. The record is from the annotation of a GenBank genome assembly.
AUGCUGCCAUGUGAUAUAAGUCAGCAAAAUUUAAAUAAUCUGGUCUACUCUCAGCGUCUUACUGGUGGUUCUCUUGAAGCUUUUAGAGAUUGUGCUCUCCAAGAUAUAUACUUGGGAGAAUAUGCCGGUGUUGAUGAUUCUUGGAUGGAUGUCAUCUCAUCUCAGGGUUCAUCUUUACUCUCGGUAGAUCUUUCUGGAUCUGAUAUCACUAAUUUUGGGUUGACUUACCUAAAAGAUUGUCAAAGUCUCAUUUCCUUAAAUCUAAAUUAUUGUGACCAAAUUUCAGAUCAUGGACUGGAUUAUAUCAGUGGUCUGUCGAACUUGACAUGUUUUAGUUUUAGAAGAAAUGAUUCAAUAUCUUCUAAAGGAAUGAGUGCCUUCUCUGGUAUCUGUUCUGGUUUUUUAACCUUUUUGCUAUCAAGCUUUAUGCAUUUAUAUCAUAAACACUUAUCAUAUAAGUGUUAG